AUCAGCUUCGCUUCUCUCUCCGCUGUCUUCCUCACUCUCUCUCUCUCUCUCUCUCUCUCUCUCUCUCCCACUUCGCAGUUCUCCCUGUCUCUCCCGCCUUCUGCAGCCGCCCGAGGCGAAUGUGAAUCUAGGGUUCCGGCCUUCCGUUGAAAAUGGGGUGCUUCCAUUCCAAAACCUCUAGUCUUCACUCCCCUGAGGAUGAUGAUCCCAAACACGGAGACAAGCCAGAUCACGAAGCUAAUGGCGAGGCGGGGGACCAGGAUCAGGUGCCGGCGUUCAAGGAGUACGGGCUGGCGGAGCUGAGGGCGGCAACGAAGGGCUUUAGCUCGGAGCUGAUAGUUUCCGAGAGCGGAGAGAAGGCGCCCAAUGUUGUGUACCGGGGGAAGCUCGACGGGGGGCGGCUCGUGGCCGUUAAGAGGUUCUCCAAGCAGUCCUGGCCCGAUGCUCAACAGUUUGUGGCGGAGGCUGCCGGGGUGGGGAAGCUCCGGCACAAGAGGCUGGUGAACCUGAUCGGAUGCUGUGCAGAGGGUGACGAGAGGCUUCUCGUGGCUGAGUUCAUGCCAAAUGACACGUUGUCGAGGCACCUUUUCCAUUGGGAUAAACAACCUCUUCCAUGGGCAAUGCGGGUUAGAGUGGCAUAUUUCAUUGCACAAGCACUUGAUCAUUGUAACUCUGAAAACCGGAGGAUAUAUCAUGAUCUGAAUUCUUAUAGAGUUCUUUUUGAUGAGGAUGGAGAUCCUCGCUUGUCUAGCUUUGGUCUCAUGAAAAAUAGUCGAGAUGGAAAAAGUUAUAGCACUAACCUAGCUUACACUCCUCCUGAAUUCUUGCGAACUGGAAGGGUAAUCCCAGAGAGUGUAAUCUAUAGCUAUGGCACUGUGCUUUUGGAUCUUUUGAGUGGGAAGCAUAUACCCCCAAGUCAUGCAUUAGAUCUGAUAAGAGGAAAGAGUAUGUUGAUGAUAAUGGAUUCAUCGCUGGAGGGGCAAUAUGCUAACGAGGAUGCUACAAAGCUAGUGGAACUAGCUUCGAAAUGUCUACAGUUUGAGGCUAGAGAUCGGCCUAAUUCUAAGUUUCUUCUUUCUGCUGUAUCACCACUUCAAACUCAGAAAGAGAUUCCAUCACAUUCUCUGAUGGGCAUAACCAAGACAGAACAGGUGUUGCCAACAAUGCUAUCACCACUUGGAAAGGCUUGUGCAAAGAUGGAUUUAACUUCUGUUCAUGAUAUAUUGCUCAAGACAGGUUACAAAGAUGAAGAAGGUGCAGAAAAUGAGCUUUCCUUCCAAGAAUGGACACAACAAGUGCAAGAGAUGCUGAACACGAAGAAAUUUGGUGACAUUGCAUUCAGAGACAAGGACUUCAAGGGUGCUAUUGAAUACUACUCCAAGUUGGUGGCAAUGAUGUCAGUUCCUUCUGCGACUGUUUUUGCAAGGCGGAGUCUGUCAUACUUGAUGAACGGACAGCCAGAGCUGGCCCUACGUGAUGCUAUGCAAGCUCAGGUGUGCAUGACCGAAUGGCCAACAGCCUUCUACUUGCAAGCACUUGCUCUCUCAAAGCUUGGAAUGGAAACUGAUGCGCAGGACAUGCUCAACGAUGGAGCUGCCUUUGAAGCAAAGAAGCAGAACAGCUGGCGUGGCUAGGAAGCUUUGGUGUGGUUUCAGCAUCUUCAAAUCCAAACUAUUUUAUGUUUCUUCUACCAGUAUCAAGCUUUCUCUUGGGUAUCAAUGUCAGAACAGAAGCCAGCUACUGUCAUACGAAAUCUGUUAUUAGGUAUUGAUAAUUUGUUGAGCAUGAAUUUAAUAUCUUUAGGUUAUUAAUUAUUGUCCUUGUAACAUGUGCAACGUUGCUGUCUAUCUAGCUCGCCAAAUGUUAACUUGUA
Molecule: messenger RNA, 1873 nt
Organism: Zingiber officinale
Lineage: Eukaryota; Viridiplantae; Streptophyta; Magnoliopsida; Zingiberales; Zingiberaceae
Product: serine/threonine-protein kinase BSK2-like
Exons: 10
Coding region: 153-1634 (493 amino acids)
Biological process (GO): protein phosphorylation; brassinosteroid mediated signaling pathway
Molecular function (GO): protein kinase activity; protein binding; ATP binding
Source: RefSeq, a predicted model, not a curated record